Messenger RNA from Acanthopagrus latus (yellowfin seabream), 2260 nucleotides. RefSeq names its product cellular communication network factor 1, like 2 (gene ccn1l2). Gene Ontology annotation, biological process: signal transduction. Lineage: Eukaryota; Metazoa; Chordata; Actinopteri; Spariformes; Sparidae. Gene Ontology annotation, molecular function: protein binding. The transcript has 5 exons. Gene Ontology annotation, cellular component: extracellular region. The coding region runs from base 218 to 1417 and encodes 399 amino acids. The record is from RefSeq and is a predicted model, not a curated record.
GACCUGAGAUAGUGUAGGAGAGCAGGAAAAAACAGACGGGCGUACCUAUUAGUGCACGGACUCUGAACUGUGGAUACAUUUUUAUACUGGAGCUUAAAAAAGACUCUCCUCUUGGACUCUGGACGAUCUAUCUGGACACCUUCUUAGAUCUACAAUCCUUUCUCCUUUUUGAAGGUUUUAACAGUUUGGUCCUGUUGUUUUGUCUGCUGUUAUCAGGAUGCUUAGCCUUGUGACUUUGCAGCAGAUCAUUUCCACCGUCUUUGUGCUCGGUUGCACUGCAGUGAUGCCAUCAGCUGUCACACAUGCUGUCCUGACCUCUGACCCUGUUCCUCAGGCAGAGGGCAACUGCCCAGCUGAGUGCUCCUGCAACCCCUCGCCCCCCGUGUGCCAGCCCGGCGUCAGCUGGGCGACUGACCACUGUGGCUGCUGUAAAGUUUGUGCUCGCCAGUUCAAUGAGGACUGCAGUGCCACUGAACCUUGCGAUCACAUCAAGGGGCUGCGCUGCCAUCUGGGGGCUGGAGGAGACCCUGAGAGAGGACUGUGUCGAGCUGAGGCACAGGGUUUGCCUUGCGAGUUCAGCGGCAGGGUGUACCAGCACGGCGAGGACUUCCAGCCCAACUGCCAGCACCAGUGCACGUGCAUGGACGGAGUGGUGGGCUGCAUGCCCCUCUGUCCUCACCAAGUGCCGCUGCCCGACUGGCGCUGCUCGUGGCCCCGUCUGACCAGGCCCGCGGACGGCUGCUGCGAGGAAUGGGUGUGUGAUGACAACAACCACAUCAGUGAGGAGCCAGACGAGCUGACGCACACCUCCCCGCCAGGCAGCCAGCCCCUUCCCAACCACAUCAGUGUCCUACAGCAGGCCCUGCUGCAGCCUCAGCACCCAGCUGCCACCCGAGGGGCCACAUUCAGAGAAAUGGCUUCAUUCCCCAUGUCUGAGGUGUUACUGGAGCACAGCUGUUUCCCACAAACCACAGAGUGGACCGAGUGUUCCACAACAUGUGGGAUGGGCAUUUCAAGUCGAGUGACCAAUAACAACCCAGACUGUCGGCUGGUCAGAGAAACCAGACUGUGCCAGAUCCGGCACUGUGAGCUACAGCUUCUUCUAGCUACCAAGAAGGGGAAGAAGUGUCAGCGAACUGUCCGGUCCAAGGAACCGGUCAGAAUCACCUUUGCCGGAUGCUCGACAGUGCAGUUGUACCGCCCUCGCAGCUGUGGGACAUGCACUGAUGACCGCUGCUGCACACCCUCCCUCUCUCGCACCGUGAGGCUUCGCUUCCACUGCUCCGAUGGAGAGGGCUUCUACAGAAACGUCAUGUGGAUCCAGCGCUGCAGCUGCAGCACAAGCUGCCGUACGCUCAGCGGGCCCUCCAGCCCUUCGGUCAGCCUCCACAACGACAUCCAUGUCUUCAGGCACUGAGGCUGACUCAUCAUACUCAGCCCUGGCCUGACACAGUGGGCAAAAGACUCUCCUCUUAAAAGCAGACCGCCUCCCUGUGUGUCAGCUGGGUGAGCUGCUGCCACCCUCUCCCUAACCAGGCAAUACACUCGCUUGCACUUUAAGCUUCCUGCCACGAUGACAUCAUUCUGUCCACAUUAUAGGUGUGUUACAUCUCUAGCACCGGGGCAGCACCGAGGACACGGUGUGCUGCUAAACAGUCGGCAGAGAGCUGUUACUGAAACUUCUUUUUUUAUUUAUUUGUAACUUUGUGUCCGCUCCACAGAGGGAAGGUUAAUUAGACCAGUCUCAGACAUUAAUGAGGAGUGUUUUAUGGACACUCAUUUUGAAUUAAUGAGGAAGAUAGUUGACAUGAAACAUAUUCUUUGGUGACUGUAAGGACUGUGUGUUCAUUUUUGACAUUUCUGUCCCUCUUUGACACAAUAUAUCCAACAUGUGUGUGUCGUGUGUUUAUGAGUGUGUGUGUGUGUGUGUGUGUGUGCGUGUGUGCGUUGGUGAAAGUGUAUUGGACUUUUUGAGGAAUGAGUAACUUUCACAUGAGAGGGUUUACAGUGAAUGCCAUGCAACUACAGGUUUUAUUACAGCAUAGACUUCACUCUUCGCUGUGGAGUGGUAAAUUCUAGGAUCACCUCAUUUUUCGGGGUGUGAUUUUAUUAUUGUGUCCUUUACAGUGUACAUACAAUGCUUUCUUUUGAGGAUUGAAAUAAUGCUAAAUAUUUAAGACAUGUCACAUGUGUUCAUUUGUGCUAAAAUGUUUUUGUUGUCUUUAAACUCCUGUACAUCAAAUAAAAAUGUAUCAACCUG